CCAGCAUUUGGGUUCAGCUACAUACAAUUCUUUUCUGCUGCAAUGCAUGGCCGACAUGGAUAACCGGUUGACCAAGCUUAGAGGACAAUCGGCAAGUGGUUAAAAUGGCUCAGGGCUCUGCAACGGUCGUGCAGAUGGAAAGAGGCAGUAGGGGACUGAAAUAGAGGACAAAAAGCUGUCCUGCAGCAACAUUCCGCCACAUCUGUCCAUGCACCGUGACCAAAGCCCUGACAAUACAACUAGGUACCGCCUGACACUGUCCAGACGGUCUGCCUUGUUGGACAAGACCUGUCAUUAAAUUACGAUCACCUCUUUUUUCUCUCGUGUGUCUUAGAUCAAACCUACUAGAAAAAGCCGACAUCCCACCUACCUAGAUUCCAGAAAGCGACCACGCCUCGACUCUACAUUUUCGUCAUCAUCAUCAUCAUGGCUUGGGGAAAGAAAAAGGCGCCUCCUCCGCCGCCACCAUCAGCAGCUAGGCAACUCAUCCCGUUGUUUAUCGUCCUGGCAGUACUGGGCGUAAUGGCCUGGGUUGGCUAUCAGAUUUACGUUUCUGUCAUGAAGAUCAAGGACCAGGCCGAAAAGCAGAUGGGCGACAAAAACAUGGUCUUCACCAAAGACGGUCUUCGCGUCAGUGUCAAAAAUGUCAAGGACGAGUCGUACCUGGAUGCGACACAGAGCUGGUUUGUCAAGGCAUGGGAUCUGAGCGGGAAUGCAGUUGAUACCUCGAAGCGCAAGAGAAACUUCCUCACAAAACAAAAGAGUCCCAAGAUCGGCAGUGACUAAACGGGGGUUUUCGUUUCCUUUGAGGCUUGGUUGGUUUGAUUAGAAACCAAAUGGAAAGAAAGCAUCUCAAUGACUUAUGACUAUUUCAUGAUGGACCAGGAUUACUUGUACACCAGGGUAUUCAAUUCAUACAAAACUCCAAAGACACAAGCUGUGGCUAUCCCCUCC
Podospora bellae-mahoneyi is the source of this 954-nucleotide messenger RNA. RefSeq lists its product as uncharacterized. The transcript has 3 exons. NCBI's taxonomy places the organism in Eukaryota, Fungi, Ascomycota, Sordariomycetes, Sordariales, Podosporaceae. The coding region runs from base 427 to 786 and encodes 119 amino acids. The record is from RefSeq and is a predicted model, not a curated record.